Molecule: messenger RNA, 1279 nt
Organism: Bombus terrestris (buff-tailed bumblebee)
Lineage: Eukaryota; Metazoa; Arthropoda; Insecta; Hymenoptera; Apidae
Product: phospholipid scramblase 2
Exons: 6
Coding region: 161-1183 (340 amino acids)
Biological process (GO): plasma membrane phospholipid scrambling
Cellular component (GO): plasma membrane
Molecular function (GO): phospholipid scramblase activity
Source: RefSeq, a predicted model, not a curated record
UAGUUAGUGUCGUGUAGCGGUAUUUGUUGUCGUCGAGUGCCGCUACACAUGAAAUGGAACCUUUGACUUUAUGAUCUUAUGUUAAGAAUAUUUAGAAGCUUUAGUUUGGUUCUAGAAAAUGGAUAAGAACAUCGAGGGGGAUGACGAGUGUUAGAAGAGAAUGGAGAGUAUGUUAGUAGUUCUGUUUAAUCAGCUUUAUCAGUCGGUAUCGAUUCCGCAAAAAGGCCAGCGAAGUCCCUUCUUAACAGAAGACGUAGUAGUGAAAACUAGUGAUGCAACAGGGAUUGCUCUACACUCUACGCCCUGGUCGAUCAACUUUUUCGUUACAAAGAUUGAUGUAAUUCUACAUCAAUCGAUGAUUCGAUGCUCAGAGCCAAACCAGGUAAACACCCAGUAUAUAGAAAUGCAACAGAAUUCGGUAUCCAAUACAGUUCCUGUCCUUUCGGGGCCAACCGUCAUUACGGUACAACCACAAGGAGAAACCAAACAAGAAAGAAGACCGAUUCCUGUGAAUACAUUGAAUUGGAUAUCGACACCAAGGUCACAGCUGACCGUACUUUCCGGAACUCAUUUCUUAUCUAAUGUGGAACAAUUGGAAAUUCAACAGAUUGUUGACCUCAGCACAUUGCUCGGUAGAUUAAAAAAGAAAUUCCAAUACAGAGUGAAAGUACCAAAAGCUGAAACGUUAUUCCUAGCAAUGGAAACAGAAUCAAAGAAUGAAUCGAGCGGUUGGAGUUGCUCCAGAUUGACUCGCGACGAUUUUCAGUUAAAUAUUGUGGACCAAUGCGGCGAAACCGCGUUCACCAUGGUUAUGAAAUCCAUGUGGACGUUUGCUUUGAAUAAAUCACACAGUAUGUCGGUGCUAAGCCCCAAUUUAAUUGGCACAAUAGGACAACAUUCUCAUAUAAUAGGUUCCAGUUUUACGGUAUACGAUGCAAUAGGGAAGCGACUUUGUAAUAUAUACGGGCCAAAUAUUAGUGAUUGUUGCAUGUAUCAAGAAUCCCAGUUCCAGGUAAUCUCGAUCGAUGGCACUCAUCAAAUUGCAUCCCUUAUGCAUCAGUGGGACAAUAUUCUUCACGAUUAUAUUAUGUUAAUUACAUUUCCUUCAGAUUUGGACAUAAAAUUGAAAACCUUGCUCCUCGCCGCAGCAUUUCUUCUGGUAAAUUCCUUUGUUGCAAAUUAAUGACUUAGGUAAUUAAAGUUUUCGUUUCUUAGAUGUUUGCAAAAUUUCAUCAUAAAUUGUUUUUUUAGGAAUAUCUGUACUUCAAACAACUAAGAA